AUGAGUCUGGCCAGCACAAGUACAGAAUCUGAAGUUUCAGAAGAUGAGUUGGAGGAUUGUCCUUUGGGUCAGGAUGGUGACUGUGGCACUGAAAGCCCUGCAAAGCUCCCUUCCCGCACAGAACGCUCAAGUUCUUCCGGCCCCAGUGACACAGAGGAACUCAAGGUGGUGAAAAGGCUUAAUCGUCCAGUGCGGUCCAAAGCGCGAAGAGCUACUGCCAACAUCCGAGAGCGAAAGCGUAUCUUGGACUACAAUCAGGCUUUUAAUGCCUUACGCACUGUUCUCAAGCACGACAUCAGUGGAAAGCGUCUAUCCAAGAUCUCCACGCUACGCCGUGCCAUCCACCAUAUUUCAGCACUGUCUUCGUACCUGGGGACGCAUUCAACCAUGGAACCAGAUGCACCAGCCUGCACCCAUACAGAGUGCUACAGGCAGCCAGAAGAGAAUGAUUGGCUACCCAGAAAGACAAUACAUUUGCAGAAACCAGUGGAGAACUACCUUCAGUCAGAGCUCCAGGGAACCCAUGACCACAUGGUGUCCCCAGAAGAACCUGGGAUUUUGUAUCAGGAUAUAUUAGGCUCAGCACUCCUGUGUUCACCAUCCCCACAAUGCAGCCACUGCACCAACAACAGUGAGCUACACAUGAACCAUGUACAUUAUAGUCACCAACUGAAUGACCAAAGUACUGAAUAUUACAGUGUGGGGCCUGGAAAUCAACAAGCAAUGAGGGUCAGCUGUCAUCAGAACCAAAUGGACACCUAUGCAGAUUCUGCUACAGUGCCUUUGGCUUGGCAACUGGGUUACCUGCAAUGUCAUGGAUUCCAGCAUUCUCUGAGUAUUCAAUGA
Molecule: messenger RNA, 846 nt
Organism: Xyrauchen texanus (razorback sucker)
Lineage: Eukaryota; Metazoa; Chordata; Actinopteri; Cypriniformes; Catostomidae
Product: class A basic helix-loop-helix protein 9-like
Exons: 1
Coding region: 1-846 (281 amino acids)
Biological process (GO): developmental process; regulation of transcription by RNA polymerase II
Molecular function (GO): protein dimerization activity; RNA polymerase II transcription regulatory region sequence-specific DNA binding; DNA-binding transcription factor activity, RNA polymerase II-specific
Source: RefSeq, a predicted model, not a curated record